GUCAUCCCUCUGAUCGGAGAGUACCUGCUCUUCACCAUGAUAUUUGUGACUCUGUCCAUCGUGAUCACUGUGUUUGUGCUCAAUGUGCAUUACCGCACGCCUAAGACGCACACCAUGCCCGGCUGGGUUCGGAAAGUGUUCCUCGGUCUGCUCCCUCGGGUCAUGUUCAUGACUCGGCCUGAGAAAGAGCCGGAGAGGAAGACCAGAUCCUGCGCUCUUCACGCUCCAGGUCUGGUUUCCAGCAAACAGACGAAUGUUUCGCGCCGGGCUCCUCUGCUGCUGUGCUCCUCUGAGCUCACCAACCUGAGCGAGGCCUCGUCUAAGACGGCGCCUGGCUUUCUGUGUCGAGACGGACGAUGCCUGGGGAAGCAACAAGGCACUAACGUCUCCAGCGCAGGAGCAGAAGACGGAGGGAGUCCGUGCUCCAGCUCUGAGUCUCUGGACGCUGGGUUUCUGUGCAUGUCUCCACAGGUCAGAGACGCCAUAGAGAGCGUCAAGUACAUCGCCCAAAACAUGAGGCUACAGAACGAGGCCAAGGAGGUCCAGGACGACUGGAAGUAUGUGGCGAUGGUGAUUGUCAGGAUCUUUCUCUGGGUGUUUGUCCUCGUGUGUGUUCUGGGUACGGCUGGACUCUUCCUGCAGCCGCUGCUGAUGGGCGAAGACAUGUGACGACUUCACAUCCCAACAUUUUCAUAGCCAGAACUUAAUUUCCAGCAACCUUAACUCAGCAUUUUUAUAUCAUGUUUCGGUUAGAGUUGAAUUAAAAGGCAUUGGUUUACCGGUUGGUUGACUCUGGGACUUUUAAGAGCUCAAACGGAGCAGCUAAAAUGAGGAUCAUCGUCGACUUUCAAGAAGCUUUCUAAGUACCCACCCGACGGCUUACUGUCCUCCUUUGUCAAUUCCUAUUUCCAUCAAAGUCAUGCAAACCGGCUGCAUUAUAUAAGGCUAAAACACAUUUGGCCGAUGACUGGACCGAAUAUUUGGCAUGUAGAUGGAGUAUCAGAGAAGAGUAUUCAAGUGUUGUCUUAAAGGAGUAGUUCACCAAAAAUUGACAUUUAUUCACCCUUGAGUUGUUUCUUUUCUUUUUUUUUUUUCAAUUUAAAGAAUGAUCACACAGGUCUUUUCUGUGUUUCGCAGUUCACAGUAAGCUCCAAAAUGACAAAAAAGCACCAUAAAAGUAGUAUGUACAAACUGCUUUUUUCCCCUCGAUGAUAAACAGGCUAUAAUUACAGUCGUUCGCUGAUAAUCUUCCCCUCUAGUCAGCUGUGUAACUCAUGAAUGAAAGAAUUGUACGGUCCAUUCAAUUCCUUGUAAUGAAAAGAGCUGCGUGAAGAUUCUUCAGAAGUUCUGCUUUUGUGUUCCUUCAAAUCUGUCUGUCUGUAAACUCACACAUUCCUUCGUGAGAUAUGGCUGCUGUUUAUUGUCACGUAUGAUCAUUUUUUUACAUUCAAAAUUAUUUUAAUCUAUCUAAAAACACUUGUCAGGCAUGUUCUUGGGCAAAGACACAAUCUCCUUGUGUGAGCGUUGUAUACUUUCAGGUAAAAACCACCACCUAGUGGAUACUUUGAGCAAGUCCCUGGUGAAAAGACUAGACGAUUCUGUGUAAUUCAGUAAUGGGUCUCUAAAACAGUCAAAAUACUUUUUUCAAACAUGUAAUGGGUGUCCGCUCUCUGUACAUGUUCACAUGUUCUCAGUGUAUGAUGUAAAACCUUGAUGCACACUUUCAGCUUUCUGAGGAAU
Sinocyclocheilus rhinocerous is the source of this 1740-nucleotide messenger RNA. Its product is annotated as neuronal acetylcholine receptor subunit alpha-3-like. NCBI's taxonomy places the organism in Eukaryota, Metazoa, Chordata, Actinopteri, Cypriniformes, Cyprinidae. The record is from RefSeq and is a predicted model, not a curated record. The transcript is spliced from 2 exons. Gene Ontology annotation, biological process: monoatomic ion transport. Gene Ontology annotation, cellular component: membrane. Bases 37 to 669 code for a protein of 210 amino acids.